Messenger RNA from Peromyscus leucopus (white-footed mouse), 1575 nucleotides. RefSeq names its product insulin-like growth factor 2 mRNA-binding protein 2. Gene Ontology annotation, molecular function: mRNA 3'-UTR binding. Gene Ontology annotation, cellular component: nucleus; cytosol; cytoplasm. NCBI's taxonomy places the organism in Eukaryota, Metazoa, Chordata, Mammalia, Rodentia, Cricetidae. Gene Ontology annotation, biological process: nervous system development; regulation of gene expression. The record is from RefSeq and is a predicted model, not a curated record.
GGAGAGGAGGGCAGCAGAGGCGGCGGGAGCGCCGGGUGCCGGGCCGGGGGAGCCGCGGGCUCUCGGGAAGACGCGGAUGAUGAACAAGCUGUACAUCGGGAACCAGCCCGCCGUCACCGCCGACGACCUCCGGCAGCUCUUCGGGGACAGGAAGCUGCCCCUGGCGGGACAGGUCCUGCUCAAGUCCGGCUACGCCUUCGUGGACUACCCCGACCAGAACUGGGCCAUCCGCGCCAUCGAGACCCUCUCGGGUAAAGUGGAAUUGCAUGGGAAAAUCAUGGAAGUUGAUUACUCAGUCUCUAAAAAGCUAAGAGGCAGGAGGAUCUCUGUGAAAAACCUUAAGCCAAACCUUAAGUAUGAGGUAUUGGAUGGACUGUUGGCUGAGUGUGGGACAGUGGAGAAUGUGGAACAAGUCAAUACAGAUACAGAAACUGCUGUUGUCAACGUCACCUAUGCAGCCAGAGAGGAAGCAAAGAUAGCCAUUGAGAAUCUGAGUGGGCAUCAGUUUGAGAACUACUCCUUCAAGAUUUCCUACAUCCCCGAUGAAGAGGUGAGCUCUCCUUCACCCCCUCAGCGAGUCCAGCGUGGGGACCACUCCUCCCGGGAACAAGGCCACAGCCCCGGGAGCUCUUCUCAGGCCAGACAAAUUGAUUUCCCGCUGCGUAUCCUGGUCCCCACCCAGUUUGUUGAUGCCAUCAUCGGAAAGGAGGGCUUGACCAUAAAGAACAUCACUAAACAGACCCAGUCCCGGGUAGACAUCCACAGAAAGGAGAACUCUGGGGCUGCAGAGAAGCCUGUCACCAUCCAUGCCACCCCAGAAGGGACAUCUGAAGCGUGCCGCAUGAUUCUUGAAAUUAUGCAGAAAGAGGCUGAUGAGACCAAACUAGCUGAGGAGGUGCCUCUGAAAAUCUUGGCCCACAAUGGCUUGGUUGGAAGACUGAUUGGCAAAGAAGGCAGAAAUUUGAAGAAAAUUGAACAUGACACAGGGACCAAGAUCACCAUCUCAUCCUUGCAGGAUUUGAGCAUCUAUAACCCUGAGAGAACCAUCACGGUGAAGGGCGCCAUUGAUGCAUGCGCCAAUGCUGAGAUAGAGAUCAUGAAGAAGCUGCGAGAGGCCUUCGAAAACGAUAUGCUGGUCGUUAAUCAACAAGCCAAUCUAAUCCCAGGGUUGAACCUCAGUGCACUUGGCAUCUUUUCAACAGGACUGUCCGUGCUUCCUCCACCAGCAGGGCCCCGUGGGGUCCCCCCCAGUGCCCCCUACCACCCCUUCGCUGUAAGUAGCUCGGUGUCCCGAGGCUCCCUCAGGCUGGGCACCUCCAGGCAGCACAGCUACUCUGCCAUGUUGAGUAAGGGCAAAAGCGUUUAUUUGCAUUCUGGCUUCGUGGGUGAUUAUUAUUCGAGUGAAAGCUUUUCCAGUGGGAGAUUGACACUGAUCCAAGCUCUGAACGUGUGCUCUCAAACAUGGUAAGUGUCAUGCCACAGAGAAAAAGAGCCGCACCCCGAUUCAUUCACUCGAGGUCCAUUUUAUAAAAAUAAAAGUUGUUGGUCUGGCAGUGGUGGUGCACACCUUUAAUC